This is a messenger RNA of Cannabis sativa, 3439 nucleotides long. RefSeq names its product MDIS1-interacting receptor like kinase 1. The transcript is spliced from 2 exons. NCBI's taxonomy places the organism in Eukaryota, Viridiplantae, Streptophyta, Magnoliopsida, Rosales, Cannabaceae. Gene Ontology annotation, biological process: protein phosphorylation. Gene Ontology annotation, molecular function: protein binding; protein kinase activity; ATP binding. The record is from RefSeq and is a predicted model, not a curated record. The coding region runs from base 153 to 3179 and encodes 1008 amino acids.
AUUUAUAUUUAUAACAACACCAUAAAAUAACAUGUCAUAUAUACUAAAACACUUGAGUUGAGACUUGGUUAGUAUCAGAGAGUUUCUUUUUUUUGGCAAUGGUGGAAAGGGGUGAGAUUUAUCUGAGAGAAUUAUAAACACAAAACCCCAAUAUGCAGCUGAAAACUCAGUUGUUGUUGUUAUACUUCUUUUGUUGUUGUUGUUUUUUCAUUGGUUGUUUUUGUCAUAAUGAUGAAGAAGUGUCUGCUUUGGUUUCAAUCAGAGCUGGUCUUAUUGAUCCAUUGAAUAGCUUAAAGGAUUGGAAGAAUGGUGGAGCUCAUUGUUAUUGGAGUGGGGUUUCAUGCAACAAUGAAGGACAUGUUCAAAAACUUGAUCUUUCCCACAAGAAUCUUAGUGGGAUUGUCUCUGAUGAAAUCUUGAAACUGAAGAGUUUGAUUACUCUUAACUUAUGCAAUAAUGUGUUUUCUUCUUCAUUGCCUAAAUCUAUAGCUAAUCUCACUACUCUGCAGAGUCUUGAUGUGAGUCAGAAUUUCUUCAUUGGUAGUUUUCCUGUUGGUCUUGGGAGAGCAGCUGGGCUUACUUAUUUGAAUGCUUCAAGUAAUGAUUUCACAGGAUUGAUUCCUGAGGAUCUUGGGAAUGCUACUUUGUUGGAAAGUUUGGAUCUAAGAGGGAGUUUCUUUAGUGGGGUGAUUCCUAAAUCUUUCAAGAACUUGAAAAAGUUGAAGUUUCUUGGUCUUUCUGGGAAUAAUCUCACUGGUUUAAUCCCACCUGAGUUGGGAGAGCUUUCUUCAUUGGAGAGUAUCAUUCUCGGGUAUAAUGAAUUCGAAGGCGGUAUACCAGCUGAGUUUGGGAAUCUUACAAGUCUAAGGUAUCUUGAUUUGUCAGUUGGUAAUCUUGGUAAUGAGAUUCCAACUGAGAUUGGGAGACUGAAGAGUUUGGAGACUGUUUUCUUGUACAAAAACAGUUUUGAAGGGAGAAUUCCACCCGAAAUUGGCAGCAUUGUUUCACUCAAGUUGUUAGAUCUUUCUGAUAACAUGUUAUCAGGGAAAAUCCCAGAUGAAAUAACAGAAUUGAAGAAUCUGCAGCUUCUGAAUCUGAUGUGCAACAGUUUAUCAGGUUCAGUCCCUAGUGGAGUUGGUAGCUUGCCUAAAUUGGAGAUUCUUGAGCUAUGGAACAAUUCACUUUCGGGGCCUUUGCCAAAUGAUCUUGGAAAGAACUCACCAUUGCAAUGGUUGGAUAUAUCUUCCAACUCAUUCUCUGGUGAGAUUCCAACAACCUUGUGUCACAAGGGAAAUCUCACCAAGCUUAUCCUUUUCAACAAUGCCUUUUCGGGUCCAAUCCCAGUUGGCUUAUCAACAUGUUCAUCGCUUGUUCGGGUCAGAAUGCAGAACAAUCUGAUAUCAGGGACAAUCCCAAUUGGAUUUGGCAAACUUGAGAAGCUUGAAAGGUUAGAGUUAGCUAAUAAUAGUAUCACUGGUUUAAUUCCAAAUGACAUAUGUUCUUCUUUAUCUCUUUCUUUCAUUGAUUUCUCUAGAAACCGCCUUCAUUCAACUCUUCCUUCCACCAUUUUUUCCAUUCCUAGUCUUCAAAACUUCUUAGUAUCCAAAAACAACUUAGAAGGAGAAAUACCAGGUCAGUUUCAAGACUGUCCUUCAAUUUCUGUGCUUGACCUUUCAUCAAAUCAUUUCUCUGGAAUCAUUCCAUCAAGCAUUGCUUCAUGUGAGAAACUAGUCAAUCUAAAUCUAAGGAACAACCAAUUGAGUGGAGAGAUACCAAAACCAUUAUCAAUGAUGUCAAUGUUAGCCAUUCUAGAUCUAUCUAACAACUCUCUAACUGGUGGAAUACCUGAAAACUUUGGUAUCUCACCAGCAUUGGAGAAUCUCAAUGUUUCAUACAACAGAUUAGAGGGUUCUGUUCCUGCAAAUGGUGUACUAAGAACGAUAAACCCGAAUGAUCUUGUGGGCAAUGCUGGUUUAUGUGGUGGUGUUCUCCCACCAUGUUCUCAAAAUUCAGCAUUUCAAUCAAGACACCAUAGUUGGCAUAUUAAGCAUGUUAUUGCAGGUUGGAUCAUUGGAAUCACAUCUGUUUUAGCCAUUGGAAUAGCCCUUUUCGGGGCUCUAACUCUUUACAAAAGAUGGUACUCAAAUGGGAUUUGCUUUGGUGAAAGUUUUCAAAUGGCUAAUGGUGAAUGGCCAUGGAGAUUAAUGGCUUUCCAAAGACUUGGUUUUACAAGCUCAGACAUUCUAGCUUGUGUCAAGGAAUCAAAUGUGAUUGGAGUUGGAGCAACCGGGACAGUUUAUAAAGCUGAAAUCACGCGUUCAAGCACAGUUGUUGCUGUUAAGAAGCUAUGGAGAUCAGGAGUUGACAUUGAAACAGGAAACAGCAAUGACUUAGUUGGAGAAGUCAAUCUCUUGGGGAGACUAAGGCAUAGAAACAUUGUAAGGUUGUUGGGAUUUCUGCAUAAUGAUUCUGAUAUUAUGAUUUUGUAUGAGUUUAUGCCUAAUGGAAACCUUGGAGAUGCUUUGCAUGACAAGCAAGGAGGAAGGUUGCUUGUUGAUUGGGUUUCGCGGUACAACAUUGCUGUUGGUGUAGCACAAGGACUUGCUUAUCUCCACCAUGAUUGUCACCCGUCGGUCAUUCACCGAGAUGUCAAGUGCAACAACAUUCUUCUCGAUGCUAAUCUCGAUGCAAGAAUUGCUGAUUUCGGGUUGGCUCGUAUGAUGGUGAGGAAAAACGAAACAGUUUCAAUGGUGGCUGGAUCCUAUGGCUACAUGGCCCCUGAACUUGGAUACACAUUAAAGAUUGAUGAAAAGGUUGACAUAUACAGUUAUGGAGUGGUUCUAUUAGAGCUUCUAACCGGAAAACGACCGUUAGAUUCAGAGUUUGGCGAAUCAGUCGACAUAGCUGAAUGGACAAGAAGAAAGAUUAGGGACAACAAAUCUUUAGAAGAGGCAUUAGAUCCUAAUGUAGGUAACUGCAAACAUGUUCAAGAAGAGAUGCUUUUAGUCCUUAGAAUAGCUCUUCUUUGCACUGCCAAGCUCCCAAAAGAUAGACCCUCAAUGAGAGAUGUGAUAACAAUGCUUGGUGAGGCUAAACCAAGAAGAAAGAGCAAUAGCAACAACAAUGACAAAGACAAAACCAUCUAUAAUUUUUCACCUGUCAAUGGCCUUGUUGUGUAAGAAAAAGGAACAUAAAAUUGAGUUUCUUUUUAUUCUUAAUUUGUAUGUAGAAUUGUUAAUUGUAAUUUGAUUUGUUUACACAUAUUUGAGGGUAUUUUGUUGUUGUACCCCUUUUGUAUUAGAAUAACAAGAAAAUUGCUUUGUAAGUAUGGAAAAGAAAGAAAGGCUCAAUAAAAUUCUUAAUGGGAAUUAUUGUAGCCUAAUUAUGUAUUGGCUUGACUUGACUUGUUCUAAAUAAUAUCACUUUGUAUAUUUCUGUC